Messenger RNA from Ustilaginoidea virens, 2025 nucleotides. RefSeq lists its product as uncharacterized. The transcript has a single exon. The coding region runs from base 1 to 2025 and encodes 674 amino acids. NCBI's taxonomy places the organism in Eukaryota, Fungi, Ascomycota, Sordariomycetes, Hypocreales, Clavicipitaceae. The record is from RefSeq and is a predicted model, not a curated record.
AUGCGUUGCAAGGCUACUAUUGCCGUCCGGUCACUGCUCGUCGUCGGCGUUCUCAUUGCGCUUGCCGCGGGUGAUGGGUGCUCGACAACGACGAUGAAUAUUCUUCCGGAGAGCACGUCGAGAAUCAUUGGUGCAACCGUCAUUUGGUCCGCCGGUUGGGAUUUUGAUUUUGCCUGCGUUUUGCCCACUGGAACAGCAGGUGGCAAUGGCGGAGACGGCGGAGAAGUCCUCGGCAAAAACGGUAGCGACGGAACUAACAGAACCAAUGAAACUGAUAGGGCCGACGGGCAAAACGGACAAAACGGGCAAAACGUAGCUAGCAGUCCUAAGGAACCUAGCGGCACCAACGGGGCUAAUAGUGCUAACGGUGCGAGUGGAAAUGGUAUUGUUGGGGAAAGCAAUCCAGGAGCAAACAGCGGCAGUGUAAGUGCUGGGGGUGCAAGUGAUCCUGGAGCAGGCGGCAGCAGAAACAGUUCCGGAGAUGGACUCGGGAACGGCGGAAGUGGAAGUGGAAGUGGAAACGGAGCCGGAAGCGGAAGCGGAAGCGGAAGCGGAAACGAAAACGGAAAUGGAAACGGAAACGGAAACGGAAACGGAAACGGAAACGGAAACGGAAACGGAAGCGGAAGCGGAAACGGAAACGGAAGUGGAAGCGGAAGUGGAAGUGGAAAUGCAAACAGCCGAAUCGGCACCAGCAGCGGCAGCGGAAGCACUUCUACUGGAAACGGCCCAAGUCGAAACGCUGACGGCGGGAGCAAUAAUGGAAACAAUCAAAUCGGCAGUAGCAGUGGCGACGGCGCUUCUGCAGGAAACAGCCCAAGCCAAAACGAUCCUGACAGGAGUAGCAGUGGAACUGGAAAUGGAAAUGGAAAUGGAAAUUCCGGCCCGGGGGGGAACAGCCGACCCGGCGGUAACAAUGGCGGCAGCGCUUCACCCAGCAACAGCCAAAAUCAAAGCGAUCCCAAUGGGAGCAGCAGUGGAAAUGGAAACGUCCAUUCAGGCUCUGGCGGAAACAAUCGAAUCGCCGGCAAUAGUGGCAGCGGAGGCGCUUCUACCGGAAGCGGCUCUGGUCAAAACGGUCCUGGUGGGAGUAAUGGUGCAGAUGGAAGUGCAAAUAGUUCCGGGGGAAACAACCAAAUCGGCGGCAGCAGUGGCAGCGGAGGCACCUCUACUGGAAACAGCUCAAGCCAAAGCGACCCCGGCGGGAGCAAGAAUGGAAACGAACAUGAAAAUCCUGGUUCGGGGGGAAACAGCCGAGUCGCGGGGAACAGUGGAGGCGGCGCUUCUACCGGCCACGGCCCAAACCAAAGCGAUCCCGGCGGAAGUAAUAAUGGAGAUGGAAAUUCCGGUCCUGGAGGAAGCAGCCGAGUCGGCGGCAACAGUGGCGGCGGCAAUUCUACCGGCCAUGGCCAGGAUCAAAGCGAUGCCGGCGGCAGCAGCGUCACUGGAAAUGGAGAUGCCCAUUCCGGUUCUGGCGGGCAUAACCAAGUCGGCGGCAACAGUGGUAGCAAAGGUGCUUCUACCGGAAGCGACUCUGGUCAAAGCGAUCCCGGCGGGAGCAAAGAUGGGAAUGCAAGGGCAAGUUCUGGUCCCGAGGGGAGCAGCCGAAUCGGCAGCAACAGUGGCGGCGGCGCUCCCGCCAGCAACGGCCAAAACCAAAGCGAUCCCGGCGGCAGCGGCGGCAGCAGCGGCGGCAAUGGAGAUGCCCACGAUGCACACGCAUCCGCAAGUCACGGUCAAGGCGGCAGCGACGCUGGCAGCGCAGUCAGCAGCGCCCCUCCUACAAAUGGCCAUGGCCAAGGCGAGAGCCCUUCCGGCGGGCAGGGGUCGCAGGCCUGGAUGGCAAGUCACGGCCCCGGCACGACUUCUGCGCACGACGGGGAUAGACUCGCUUCAGGCGCGGCGUCCACGGCCCAAGACCCCGGGUCUACGGUCGCCACGGCGGGCGCUUCGGCCGGCAAGUCUGCCGCGGCGCUGUCCUGCCUGCUGCUGGUUGCUGCUGCUGGCGUCGUGCUUGCGUCAUGA